Molecule: messenger RNA, 483 nt
Organism: Orbilia oligospora ATCC 24927
Lineage: Eukaryota; Fungi; Ascomycota; Orbiliomycetes; Orbiliales; Orbiliaceae
Exons: 1
Coding region: 1-483 (160 amino acids)
Source: RefSeq, a predicted model, not a curated record
AUGAUGCCAUACCAUACUUUUCAGGUACCAUUUCCGCGCACCUGUUUUGAGGAUGGGCUACAAGAGGCUGUGUUCUAUCGAAUGAUAGACAAAAGUCCAAUUGUGUCCUGUUCAAAUAGACGCCAACCUAAAAUGAUUGACUUUUUUUCUUCUUCAAAGAGUUUUCGCUCGCCUAACGGCAGGAGAGGAGUGCGCUAUUUCCGGAAAGUCUGGAAGACUACCGACAAAAAGCCUGCACAGAAACUUCAAUUUGCUCUAAAAAGUUCUUCGGAUAAUCUGGUUUUCUUUGGGGGUUUCAUGCUUUGUCCUUCUAUGGACGAGGCAAAACAUGUGAAGGCAAGGAAGACUUUGUUGGGUCCUGAAUCAGGGUACCCAGCACCUUCGGAGAAAUUCCUUUUGCAAACAAAAUCCAGCCAUGGAGGAGCCCAGUACCUUGGCAACCGAGGGAUUUUGUUCAGUCUGUUCUUGACCACUACGUCAUAG